AUGUAUUCAGAAGAAGUUCUAAGUCGCGUUCAAGAUCAAUGGAUGGAAGAUAUCAGAAAAAAUCCAGCAUUCUUAAUGACCAACAAUUCAAAACCAAUGGCUGAACUCUCACCACCUCGAUUGUCAUGUGACGAUGUUCACCGCUUUAAUCAUCUAAAUGCAGAAUAUGAAAGAUUUCUUUCUUCGAUUGGAGCACCAAAUUAUGCACCUGAAAUAUCACCAAUGAAAACAAAAGUCAGUACAUCGAGAAAGUCAUUUGGAAAUCAACUGGAAGCAGAAAACUACCCACCAAUUAGCCACUUGACACCAUCUGCAAAUUUUGUUCCAUUCUUAUCAGGUAGAAAGUUAUAUAAUAUUUCUGUCGCCGGUAAUCAUGAAGAUUCUGAUGACUGGAAAGUCGAGGAAUCUGUUGAACAUAUGCAAUAUUUGAAACAUUAA
This is a messenger RNA of Clunio marinus, 438 nucleotides long. The record is from the annotation of a GenBank genome assembly. Lineage: Eukaryota; Metazoa; Arthropoda; Insecta; Diptera; Chironomidae.